This is a messenger RNA of Ipomoea triloba (trilobed morning glory), 2115 nucleotides long. RefSeq lists its product as uncharacterized. NCBI's taxonomy places the organism in Eukaryota, Viridiplantae, Streptophyta, Magnoliopsida, Solanales, Convolvulaceae. The record is from RefSeq and is a predicted model, not a curated record. The transcript has 8 exons. Gene Ontology annotation, cellular component: nucleus. Gene Ontology annotation, molecular function: RNA binding. Bases 144 to 1922 code for a protein of 592 amino acids. Gene Ontology annotation, biological process: box C/D snoRNP assembly.
CUCUAUACACCUAUGUCUAAAACCCUAAAAAAAAGUGCGUCUAAACAAAGCUUUUGCUAAACCCUUGGCCAUUGUGGCAUCGCACAGGAUGCACAAAACCGGCUAGUCUUCCUCAGUUCCUCAGUUGAAGCUUUCCUAAUACGAUGUUUCCGCCUCACAAUUCUCAGUCUCGCCCUUCUUCUCAACUCCACUCUAAUGGACUCCCUGCUUCUGCUCCUCCUCCUCCUCCUGCACAGGUUAUGAGCAACCCAGGAAUGCAAAUUCAGCCUCCGCCUUUCAACCCGCAGGGUUUAAUCACUCCAAAUACGCAUCCACGUUUCCCGUUUCAAGGUCCUCAAAACCCAAACAACCAAAUCAAUAAUGUUUUCCCUCAAAUGCCUGGACAGUUUUUUCCUCAAAAUGCAGUAAACCCGGCUCAGUUCUUCAAUCCGAAUGGUAACUUUGGGUUGCCAAACGGCCAGUGUAAUUUGCCUAAUAACAACCUGAUGCAAACUGUGAAUCAGUUAUUGCAACUCCAAAUGCAAUUGCAAAUGCAAAUGCAGAUGCCUAAUUUUGCUCAGGGAAUUGGUAUGCCUGGCAUUCCAGGGGUUGGUGUGCAAAAUCCAGCUUUUACUGGGAAUUCGCAGUUUACACAGCAACCAAUGAAUGGGAAUUUUUUGAAUCAAUCUCAACAAGGGAAUGCACCUCCCAUGAAUGCUUUUGGCAUGGUGCCCCAGCCUCAUCUAAACCAGAGCAGCUUAAAUCAUCCUGAUGCUGCUAAGUCACAGGGAGAUCUUGGACAAGCAGCCAGAGGCGAUACAAAAGGAAACUGGAAAAGUUCUCCGAACAACAACUUCAAGAGAAACCAGAGACAUGAUGCACCACAUACUGGAUUUAGGAAGGCCGUGCCUCAGUCUGUUCAAAAUGCUAAAAGAAACUUCAACAAUCAUAAUGAUAGCCUAAGAAAAGCACACAGUAAAGGUGGGCCUGAAAAUUCUCCCAAGAAACAAAAUCAAAAUGAGAAAAAGAGGCCACUCCCUUUGUUAUACACUGAGAAAGAAAUACAACAAUGGAGGGAAGACCGAAGGAAAAAUUAUCCUUCAAAAGCCAACAUUGAGAAGAAGUCGCAAAAAUUGGCUGGGACUGAAGACAAUGCAAAUGCUGCAAAAUUGCGCCGCCAGCAACUCAAGGAAAUUUUGGCUAAGCAAGCAGAGCUAGGUUGUGAAAUUGCAGAAAUACCAUCUUCCUAUCUGUCAGACUUGGAGAGACCAGGCCAUGAAAGGGAGAACAGAAGGCCAUUCCGUAAGAAUGAAAAGUUCCAAUACAAAUCAAACAAAAGGGGACGAUUUGGUCAAAAGAAUCAGUUCUCCAAAAAGCAAAAAUUUGAGGACCCCAGUUCAUCCAACAUUCAAGAGCAGAAUGACAACAACUCAAGGGAACAGAAGUUGGAAAAAAGUGGCUCAGCUUCACAGAGCAAAAGGAAACCAACUCUUUUGCAAAAGCUGCUGGGUGCAGACAUUAGAAGAGAUAAGCAGCAUCUAUUGCAAGUUUUUAGGUUCAUGGUUAUGAAUUCUUUCUUCACAGAAUGCCCUGAGAAGCCUCUGAAAUUUCCAUCGGUGAUUGUUAAAGAAUCAGAGAAUCAGAAUGUGGCUUCUGAACAAGCAUCCCCGCCUCUGAAAUCUCCAUCUCUUAUUGUUCGAGAACCAGGGAAUCAGAAUGUGGCCAUUGAACAAGCAUCCCCACCUCUGAAAUCUCCAUCUCUGAUUGCUAGAGAAUCAGGGAAUCAGAAUGUGGCCAUUGAACAAGCAUUCCCUAUUGAAGAACCGUUCAAUGACGACAAUGAUGAGGACAAGAAAUUCAAAGAACUGGAUGAUUUACUUUAUCAGAACGUUGGUCACACCGAAGAGGAAGAAAACCAAGAGGAAGGAGAAAUCAUUGAUUAGUAGUGUUGAACUCGUGUGUGCAUGAGUUGUAUAGUUUGUCUUCUAACUGUUUAUGGAGUUGAAUUUUAUUUACUGUAGAAAUCUCUACUAUCUAUCUUUUUAUGAAUCCUUUUCUUAGUUGUAUGCGGAAGAAUAUGGACUAAGGGUGUGUUUGGAAAGUUGGGAAAUGAGUCAUUUUUUGGAAUUAGUUUCA